Messenger RNA from Adelges cooleyi (spruce gall adelgid), 717 nucleotides. It is a transcript of the gene Capa, whose product is annotated as cardio acceleratory peptide 2b. The transcript is spliced from 4 exons. NCBI's taxonomy places the organism in Eukaryota, Metazoa, Arthropoda, Insecta, Hemiptera, Adelgidae. The record is from RefSeq and is a predicted model, not a curated record. Bases 83 to 517 code for a protein of 144 amino acids.
GGAAAGCAGGUACACGUUCAAUUGUAAUCAUAGCAUUUUUAUUUUAAGAAAGAAGACAUCAGACAGCUGUACGGAUUUGGCAAUGAAGUUAAUUCACACAUAUGUCACAUAUGCUUUGCUUUUGACAUUUACUCUCUAUUGCUCCACUUGCGCUAAACAUCACGAUUUAUUUUACAACGAUGAAUUAAAACGGGACAUUAACAGAAAUAGAAGAGAAUCGUUUGCAGGAUUAAUCGCUUUUCCUAGAGUUGGAAGAUCUAAUAUGGAUAAUUUACGGAAUUUUUACGAACAAAAAGAAUUAUCCAAUCAUAAAAGAGAAGGUCUGAUCCCUUUCCCGAGGAUUGGAAGAAGUGAUAUAAAAUCCUCAGCUUUGUGGUUUGGUCCGAGAUUAGGAAGAUCAGUAAAAGAUAUGAACAGCUACGAUGCAUACAUAGACACGGAUACGCCAAGUAUUAUAAAAAAAAUGAUAGAAAUAAAAAACGAAAAUUACCCCGAAGAUGAAGAAAACCUCUUAUAAUAUACCUAAUUGAUUAUUUGUUUAGUCGUCUCAUAAGUCAUAUGCAUAUUACGUUUUAAGAUUAUAAUAGCAAGCAGUAGGUGAACAAAAUUUGAUCAUUUUUUUUUUAAUCAACUAAUACUUUAAUAUAGUCUCGUUAUAGAUGUAUAAAUAAUUGUUUUAAAGAAUACGAUUACACAUUAACUGAUUUAUAAUAUUAG